This is a messenger RNA of Salarias fasciatus (jewelled blenny), 3663 nucleotides long. Its product is annotated as heterogeneous nuclear ribonucleoprotein C-like. The record is from RefSeq and is a predicted model, not a curated record. Bases 2216 to 3175 code for a protein of 319 amino acids. NCBI's taxonomy places the organism in Eukaryota, Metazoa, Chordata, Actinopteri, Blenniiformes, Blenniidae. Gene Ontology annotation, molecular function: RNA binding. The transcript has 8 exons. Gene Ontology annotation, cellular component: nucleus.
CAUCGCCCGUUACGUUAGCUCAGAAGCUAAAAGAAAGCUAGCUCGCGGCUCAGGGGGGCAAAUCGCUCGUGCUCUAAAAGGACGACCUAAGUAACUAUUUGACCGAUUUUAUCCAAACCAAGCCAUUUUGCUCGUAAAGGUCGUGGUGAGUAUUUUGUUACCAGACAUUUUUCAUUUUUCCUUCCUUUUUCUUUUGUUUUUGGAUUUUUUCUACGCCUUUUUUUUCCUCUAUUUUGCGAGCGGACGUAAUGUGCUGGCUAGCAGAGGUAGCUAGCUCAUCCCCCCUUCAAUAAAGCACACACGCUGGUUUAGAAACACGACGCUUUGGAUGCAUUCUAGCGACAGUUUUACAUUUUUGCAAGUGUGCCUAGCUUGAUUUUUUUGUAGUGUUUAUUGUGAAGAUUUUUCUUUGAUGGGACUGAAUUGUUUUUGGCUCGCCGGCCAGCUAAUGUUAGCACUAGCUAACAGCGUUGAUGUGAUAGCCGCAGCGUCAUCCUCAUCCCUGGUUGGUUGCAGAAUAUCGACUGCCAAUUUAUGAGAAUUUUGCAGGCUUUGUUUUUCUUUUUGCGAGGAAAAGAGGGACUUGUCUGAUUUUGGUGUAUUUUUCAUGCUUUUCAAUGUGGUGGUUGGCUAACAUUUCGCCAUGCUAGCCGGCUUUGAGCUCCCGAGGCUGGCGCAGGGCCUGUAUAUCAAACUGAGGCCAGCAGGUGGCGCUGUCGGCGUGUGUUGUGGAUGGUUUAGGUAAUUUUUUUUCUUUCUUUUUUGUGAUAAUCCGUAGACUUCAUUUUUCUGGCCUGGACAGUUGGUAUUUUUUUCGUGGAUUAGAUUUUCUUCGUGAUUUUUCUCGACCUCCAGUUAUGCUUUUUUCUUUUUUUUUCCUCUGAUUUUGGGAUUUUGGAAGCUUUGGACUGUCUGCGGUUUCAUGUUGCAUAACGUUACUGAACACACUUCUGAUUAAACGUUUCACAUGAAAGAGUAUUAUGACUGUUUAUGUGAAUCAGAUCACCCCCUAUGUAUUCACUACUGGCCCACACACACGUGACACCCCACAACAAUGGAGGGAAGAAUGAUCCUAAUUACUGUAAAACACAGUCAAGGGCAGCAUUGCAAAAUGUAACUUUUCAGUAUUGUUUCCUCGUGCAACACGUCCUCACUCUGUAACUUCAUUAUCUGAUGAACUUCACAUACAUUUUUCUUUGUAGGAUGACAGAUUUUUAUAAAGAUGGAAUUAGUCCUUCCCGCAGACCUGCCCCUAAUUAUUUUCCUUCACAGUGAAAGUGACACAAUUCAUCAUUUAGUAAGCAUUUAACAUAAAUUAAAACGGAGUCCAACAAAAUGCAAUCAAACACAUUUCACUGGAUUCCUUCGAGAUUAUUUAUAUAAGUAUGUAAACCUCUCACACGUUUUGAUUCGUGAUACCCUUACCCCUGGUGUUGUUUGACAAAUUCACUGCUCUGUCCCUGUUUUUUUUUUUAAAAUGCUGAUGGUUCAAAUUUUGCGGAUUUUUAAGGUUAUUAGAAAUACUUGCUUCAUAUCACUACACAACCAAAUCCAUUGUCGAUAGGUUUUACUGCCCAUUCUGUAAAGUAAAGGUAAAAUGUUUUAUUUAGACUGAUUGCAGCACCACACACACAACACAGUGCCCCCUCUAAACUUAUUUACUCACUUUUUACUUACUUACUCUGCUCAUGUAGGCAUGAACAAAUGGUCCCAUGAACCAGUCUGCCAUGAAAGGCAUUUUAGUUUAAGAGCUUAUAAAUCAAAUGUAAGACUGAAGAUAUGAGUCUUUGAAGGAAACUGCUAAAAUGUUAUUUCACACACACUGAACAUGUGAACCGGUUGAGCAAACCCAGGCUAAAUUCUUGUCAAUGAGUACAAGGUUUCUGUCAUUGUAGCCAUUCUGUCACUGCGCACAGUUUAUAAUUAACGGCUCCACAUUUCUUCCACAUGCACAGAGGCCUAGUUGUAGUCUUGGAGAUCCCCACGGCUCCUUGUUGUUUACUGGAGCUGUGUGGCGAAUGUUUGCUGCACACAUUCCCACCAGGUAAGACUUGGUACAAGAUAACCCUGCUCAGUUUGACUGAGGUGUGUUUUCUGUCACCUCAGUAUAAAUCGAGAGGGGCGAAGGUGAAGGUCGACACACCAGCCCAAACUGAACUGAGCCCAGCCCACAGUGUCAAACCUCAGACAGACGACUGCCCUGCACACAGACGCUAUGGAUCGUUCGCCCUCCACCUCCAGCCUGAUGGCCAGCAGCAACGUCACCAACAAGACCGACCCGCGCUCCCUCAACUCGCGGGUCUUCAUCGGGAACCUCAACACCCUGCUGGUCACCAAGGCCGACGUCGAGGCCAUCUUCUCCAAGUACGGCAAAAUCGUGGGCUGCUCCGUCCACAAGGGCUACGCCUUCGUCCAGUACGCCAACGAGAGGAACGCCCGCUCCGCCGUGGCCGGGGAGGACGGCAGGAUGAUCGUCGGACAGGUGCUCGACAUCAACCUGGCUGGUGAACCGAAACCACACAGGUCAAAAACCACCAAGCGCUCGGCUGGAGACAUGUACAGUAGCAGUUCCUCUUUCGACCUGGACUAUGAUUUCCAGAGAGAUUAUUACGACAGAAUGUACUCGUACCCGUCCCGCGUCCCCGCCCCCCCUCCCCCCCUGUCGCGGGCCGUCAUCCCGUCCAAGCGGCCCCGGGUCAGCCUGAGCGGAGGAAGCAGCCGGCGAACCAAGAGCAGCUUCUCCUCCUCGUCCAAGAGCAGCCAGAGGACUUCGUCCCGGACCAUGAAGGCCGAUGAGCUUCAGACCAUCAAACGAGAACUGACCCAGAUCAAAAGCAAAGUGGACGACCUGCUGGAGAGCCUGGAGCGCAUGGAGAAGGACCACAGCAAGAAGUCGGAAGUUAAGAGCUCGAAGACGGAGCCGGGAGAAGUGACCUCGCCUCCGCACUCCAGCAGCAAGAAGGACGACGGCCUGAAGAGGGACCGCGAGAACCAGGACAUGAACGACUCGGAGGAGGAGGAGGAGGAAGAGGAGGAGGAGGGAGACCUGCUGGAGGAGGAAGAGGUGAAGAGUCAGGAGAGGGGGGAGGGGGAGGAGGAGGAGGAAGAGGAGGAGGGCGAGCACGUGGAAGGAGACGACGACGCCGACAGUGUCAACGGCGACGAAGACUCGUAGACGCCGAUCUCAGCAACGCAUGCAGCUUUCUUGCAGCUUCCUGUUGGGACUUGGACUCUUGUUUAACACUCAUGUUGUAGAUAGAAACGUAAACACACACACACACACACACACACACACACACAGAAGCAUGGUGCACACACACGCUGUCCUCACGUCCUUCCUGAAUCUGCUCUACUUGGUUUCUCUCUGCCAGUGUCACAGUAACAUGAAUAUCUAGCAGUGGGGGGGGGGGGGCCUUGUGUUUUUAGCGGUCUGCGAGACGAGGCAGGGACGUGGACUGUCGUUCUCAGAGACGACGGCUCGACGGACGCGUCUCAACGCGAGGGCGGCGGCUCGGCUCCUCCAGACCAUCGGUUUUAAGUUCAGUGCGUGUUUUUUCUCAUCAGUGGGUUCGUUCGUCCGCGUGUGUCCGUUUUAAUGUCAGUUUUUUAUACACUUUCGUUCAACUGUAAAGGAAUAAAUUGCAAUAAAAUAUAAAAAUUAGA